This is a messenger RNA of Neolamprologus brichardi, 720 nucleotides long. The record is from RefSeq and is a predicted model, not a curated record. Lineage: Eukaryota; Metazoa; Chordata; Actinopteri; Cichliformes; Cichlidae.
AUGGUUACUUAUAACGACAACUCCUCUGCUGGAAAUUCAUCUGGAACCUCUUUGGACUCCAGAAGUCUGAUUCCUGCAACAGUGCUGUCCAUCUGCUUCCUGCUGGGAUUCCUUGGAAACAUCGCUGUGAUGAUUCUCAAGCCAAACUGGGAGAACAUGUCCAGUCUGAGCCAGAGUUUGAUGCUGAACCUGGCUGUGUCAGACCUGCUCUGCAUGCUUACCAUUCCACUGUGGACAUACUCUGUUCUCAAUAGUUGGACCUUCGGGGUUGAGGCCUGCAAGUUGGUAACAUACCUUGGCUACUGCAGUGUUUAUGGUAGCCUACUGACUGUGACUGCAAUGAGCAUCCAGCGUUACCUUCAGGUGGUGCACUUUGAGAGGAGGUUACAUGAAGUUGAAGCAUGGCAGCUGUUGGUUCCACUUAUCAGCAUUGUUGUGACUGUUUUUGUUCUACGUGUGCCAUAUCGUGCCAUGAAUAUUGUGGAGAUAGCAGCUGUUUCCCUACAUAACAAGCCCGUGAUGAAGUUUUGUGAGGACACCUGGAAUGCGUUUGCCUCUGUAACAUUUGUAAACGGUGCCGUGAAUCCGCUCAUGUAUGCCUUUACUUCUAAUCAUUUGUUCACUCUUUGCCAAAAAAGUGCUAAAUAUUUAAUGGAGAAGUUCAGAAUUCUCCAAAAGCUGCCUGAGUUAUCAGAUAUCACUGCAGAAACUGCUCAGUGA